Molecule: messenger RNA, 4638 nt
Organism: Trichomonas vaginalis G3
Lineage: Eukaryota; Parabasalia; Trichomonadida; Trichomonadidae
Product: calcium-dependent cysteine-type endopeptidase protein
Exons: 1
Coding region: 1-4638 (1545 amino acids)
Biological process (GO): proteolysis
Cellular component (GO): cytoplasm
Molecular function (GO): calcium-dependent cysteine-type endopeptidase activity
Source: RefSeq, a predicted model, not a curated record
AUGGUUGAUUACGUAUUAAACUUUGAUUGGGAAGGCUAUAAAGUAUAUGGUUUAGCUUUUGCUAUUGCAUUAGUAGUUGUCUUUAUCAUAUGGAGCAUUUUAAUCUCUAAAGUAUUUGAGUGGCACCCUUUCUUGAUUGCUCGUUAUGAAAUCGCUAAUCGUAUUCAUAAAGAGCGCAAUGCAGGGGUUACUACAUUCCUAUCUAUACUUUGGUGGAUUUUCUUCUCUUUACCGUUUUUAAUUUCAAUUGCUUGGGGCGUUAUUACAGCUAUUAAAUUCAAACCCGUAACAUUCGGUAUUUCCAUUGCUGCAGGUCUCCCAGCCUUACUUUUCCUCUUAUACGGCUUCCAAAACUACAAAGCAAGUGGUUAUAGAUUAUCCCCAGCCGUUCGUUACUCAUUAGUUAUCGCAUUUAUCUUAUUGGCUGGCAGCUAUGUUGCUGUUGUUUACACAUUCAGCCCAAGAAACUGGAUGGGUGAAGGAUAUCUUCUUUUGUGGCCACCACUUCUAUUUUAUGCUUUCGCUAUUGUUAGAUGCCGCAGGAAAUUCAAAUAUAUGGCACUCCCUCAGAUCUAUUCUUCAGAAGAAAAGAAGGUUGAUUUCAUCAAAGAUUUAGAAGCUGAUAAAUUCGAUGAAUGGCUCUCAGGAAGAGGCUACAUGACAUGGCCAUGGGCUGUUUUAAUUUUCUUCGUCUCUUUAAUCUUCAACGGUCUUUUCGUUUUCUUAUGGCGACUCAAGAAAGUUGCUCAAUAUAAACAAGCUGCAUUAGGCACAGGUGUUGCUUCCUUCAUCAUUGAUUUCCUCAUUUUGCUCUCAGAAUUCACAGUAACGGAUAAUACAAGAACAAUUCAUCUUCUUUUCAUCGGCUACAUCAUCAAAGUCAUCAUUGUUUCAUUCUCCGACAAGUACUGGUACAUCGGUCACGGCUUCCUCUUCUUAAUCCUCGCAACUUACUACAUUUGCCGUUUCAUCAACUGGCUCUUGCUUCUUAUCUCCAAGGCAAUGCGCCACCACGUACCAUCCGGCGACAUGUCCAAGAUUUCCAAGCCAUGCCAGGAUCUCCUUGGUAAGAUGAACCCAGAAUAUAAGAAACCAAAGACAUCAGAAGCAGUUCUUACACUCAUCUCAUUACUCCUUAUCUGCGCUGGUGCUGGUUUCGAGCUUGGAUUCUUCAAGACAGGCGAUCUCAAGGAACUUCCAUUUGGAAUGUCCCAAAAGGAUGGUUAUAUCGCUAUAGUUAUUUUCACCAUCGUUCUUGGUUUAGCAAUUGGUGGCCUUGUCUCUGUUAAAAAGGACAAUUUCAAGUGCAAGUGGCCAAUGUCUGUUGUUUUCAUCGCUGGCAUCAUUCUCGGUGCUGUAUUCUUCUACACAUUCAACCCUCUCAAGGAACACAAGGAUCUUCGUAUCUUAUUCUUCCUCGUUUACUACUAUUUGAUGGGAACAAUUAUGGUUGCAUUCUGCUACAUCGGAAAUGACACGACUUUCAAAGGAAAGGGAUGGGGAUCAUUACAAACAAUCUCAUUACUCUUCUACUGCCUUUGUUUGCUUGCAGAUGCAGUAUGUCUCGUCGCAAUUCCAUAUGUUUACAAAGAUGAAACAGUCGAAUACCUUGGUCUCGUUAUAUUCCUUACACUUACCGCACUCUACUUGUUUGCAGGCUUCUGCUUCUCUUAUUUGAAGGAAGAAUGCUGGAAUUGCACAGCUUUCUUACUUUUAAUCUUCUACUUAAUCGCUCUUGUUGGCCUUGCCUUCUCUGGUUACAAGGAUGCCCUCGUAGGAACAAUUCCUCUUGCAGCCGUUAUAUUAAUUCUUUCCUGCUUCAUCUUUGCCAUUGCUUGGACAGCAAGAAAGGGCUGGAGAUUCGAUGUUGGUCCAACAGUCAUUGUUUGCGUCGUUUCCGGCUUACUUACAAUUCUUGCAAUUGUUUGGUACGCUUACAAGAAUGAUCUCGAUAUGCUCUGCCUUGUUGUUGGUCUUGUUAUGUCCACCUUGUUCUUCGCCGCCAUCACUUACCAUCUUAUUCAGAAGAAUGAGUACAAGGCAACAUGGGGAGUCAUCUUAUCCUUCAUUCUCAUGAUCAUCUGCAUCAUUAUUGAUGUUGUCGGUGUUGCUUACACAACAAAGAACGCUUUCGCUGUCAUUUCCGUCAUAUGCGCCAUUUUGACACUUAUUUCAUAUGUCGGAAUUGGUGGUUUCGUACUUACAGCCAACUCCACAAACGCCAUUACAUACACAGACAUCUUCUUACCAGUCAGAAGAUUGUUCAACGGUGAGUUAACAAACAUGGGCUUCAUCAGGACAUUCGCAAUCAUUGGUUUCGUUGCUCCAUGGUUCUGGGGACUCAUUGCUUGCUCAUUCUUCAAGUGGUACUACUUCGGAUCUCUCGGAACAUCCGCUGCUUUCGCUGUCAUGUUGUUCAUGGCAUUCGCAUUGAUGUACAAUGUCGAUUCAAUGUCUUUUAAUGCCAUCGAGCACAUGGAGUACAAGCCAAUCGAAUUCGCCGUCAACAAGGCCAUUACAAUCUCUGGUUGCGAUGUCGAUGAAGAUUUGGUUGUUCCUAAAGAUGAAUCAACAUACGAGAAAUUCAUGGCUUACGUCAAAUCUCGUGUCCAACUUUUCAAGGACAGAAACGAGUUCGAAGCGGCUCUCAAGGCACAGUUGUACAUCACAUCAGAAAUGCAGUUCUUGUCCGAUCUCGAGAAGGCAAGGAAGUUUGUUGAAAAGAACCAACUCGAUGUUCCAUUCCUUCAGCAAACAUAUUUCAGCACUCAGGAAAAGAAGUUGAUAAUGAAGUUCAUUGAUGCUGUUGAAAACAACGAUCGCGCACUUGAGAACAAGGAAGAUGGCGAUUAUGAUGAAUACGUCCGUAAGCAAGAAAAGGCUCGUGCAAAGAAACUCAUCAACUUCCUCAAGGAAGGAAAGACACAGCUCGGCGAAUACGGUAAACUCAUCAAAGAAGCAAUGAGUGGAAACACUAAAUACGCUGAUCCAGUUUUCCAUCCACUUAAACCAGUCGCAGAAACAAAUGGAAGAUGUCUCCAAAAUGUCGAAUGGAAGCGUGCUGAAGAUGAGUUCAAGGAAGCACCAACAGGACAUGUCAAUGCAAAUGACUUGUGCCAGGGCGCUUUAGGUGAUUGCUACUUAGUUUCAGCUAUGGCAGCAAUCUGUGCAGCUCCACACGAUGUCGUUGAUAUCUUCGAAGAUCACACAAAGAUUCAGAAGACAGGAGCAGCCUGCAUCUCAUUCUACUCAAUGGGUAAGAGAGGUCACGUCAUCGUUGAUACACAACUUCCUUUCUCUACAAAGUCAGGAAAAGGAAAGUUCGUUCAUCCACGUGAUCCAGAGACAAACGGCUGGUGGUUCACAUUGGUUGAGAAAGCCUACGCAAAGCAAAAUGGCUCUUACUCAGCUAUCGAAGGUGGUAACUCCCACUUGGCUCUCUAUAGAUUGGUUGGUGGUUGGCCAGAGAUUUUCAAUCUCGAUUCACUCGAAAUGAAGGAGAGAAUCAACAACGGAACUCUCUGGAAGCGAAUCUUGCAAUGGCACCAGGACAAGGACUACAUCUGCUGCGGUUCACAUCCAGGCUCAGAUACAACCAAAUCCAAGACAAACAUCGUCCAAGGCCACGCUUAUUCAGUUCUCCAAGCUGUCGAAGUCAAAGGCUUCCAGUUGCUUCAACUCAGAAACCCAUGGGGUGACUCAGAGUGGAAUGGUGAUUGGUCAGAUAAGUCUCCAUUAUGGACAAAGCAUCCAGAUAUCGCCAAGCAAUUAGGACACACAGAUGUCGAUGAUGGUAUGUUCUGGAUCACAUUCAAGGACUUCUGCGCCAACUAUUCAACACUUUAUGUAACAUUGCGUUUGAAGAACUGGCACACAGUUGAAUUCUUCGGCAAGUUCAAUCCAGGACCAACAGAUGGUGCAAAGCCAGUCUCAACAGCUCCUCCAGCUGAUAACGUGACACAAUACACAGUCAAGUUCUCUAAGGGAUGCAAGGUCAAAGUCAUGUUCGAGAAAAUCGGUCCAAACGUUCCAACAUGGUUGUACGCUGUUUACAACAAAGGUGAAGCCGUCAAGAAGAUCUUCAAGGGUAUGCCAUACUUCACAGAGGCUAUCGCUCCUUCUUCACUUGUCGAGUCUUUCGAAUUCGAAAUUCCAGACUCACAGACACAGUAUCCAUGGACAAUCUUCCCUGUCAGAAACAAAGCUGAUAAACCACACGACUUCAUGAUGAAAGUCUUCGCAACAGAGCCAAUCGAAUCAUCAGGAGAACUCAAGCCAAAUGGCUCUGGUGGUGGAGCUGCAGGCGGUGCACAGGCAAGUGCUCCAGCAGCUGCAAAGGAUAAUGUUAAGCAAUCUCAUGGAAAGGAUUCUUCUUCUGACGAAUCUUUGUCUUCUGUCGAUUCAAGUGACCAAGUACAAGAAGUUGAGAAGGCCGAAGAGAAGAAACAGAACAACGCAAGAGAUGAAGACGCCAAGCCAAAGGUCGCUGAAAAGCCAAAGAAAGUUGAAGAGAAACCAAAGAAAGCUGAAGAAAAACCAAAGAAGAAGAAAGAAGGAAAGAAAGAAAAGAAAGACGAAAAGAAGAAUGAUUCUGAUGAAUAUUACUCUUCCUAUUACUAUUCAGACUCUUAUUACUAA